Molecule: messenger RNA, 675 nt
Organism: Neolamprologus brichardi
Lineage: Eukaryota; Metazoa; Chordata; Actinopteri; Cichliformes; Cichlidae
Source: RefSeq, a predicted model, not a curated record
AUGACAGUCCAGAGGCCUUUCCGUUUGGCUCAUGGAACAACAACCUUGGGUUUCAUCUUCCAAGGUGGGGUAAUAGCAGCAGCAGACACACGUGCCAGUGCCGGGGGGCUUGUUGCCUGUCCGGCUGUUCAUAAGAUCACCCCUAUUCACUCUCAUCUAGUGGUCACAUCUUCUGGUAGUGGUGCAGAUUGCAUGCUGUGGGAGCGAAUUCUGAUUAGAGAGAUCAGACUGUACCAGUUACGGCAUGGACAUCGCCUUUCAAUACGUGCCACAGCUAAGCUCCUUUCAUCUAUGCUGCAUCCUUUUAAAGGUACUGAAAUGUGUGUUGCUCUUACACUGUGUGGUUGGGAUAAGCGCGGUCCAAAGCUUAUAUAUGUGUGCAGUGACGGAGCCCGACUGCAGGGAGAUGUCUUCUCUGUGGGCUCGGGCUCACCUUAUGCUUAUGGAGUCUUGGACAGAGAGCUGAGGUGGAGCCUGAGUAAAGGAGAAGCCAUCUCAUUGGCAAGAGAAGCAGUGUUCAGGGCCACUCACAGGGAUGCCUACUCGGGGAACAAUGUGGACCUUUUCCACAUCACAGCACAAGGAUGGAGCCAGAGAAAGAGAGAGGACUUGAAAGAGGAAUAUUACAGAGAUAAAGAAAAGAAGGGAAAGAAAAAGAAUGACAAACUCAAAUAA